This is a messenger RNA of Talaromyces rugulosus, 957 nucleotides long. RefSeq lists its product as uncharacterized. The record is from RefSeq and is a predicted model, not a curated record. Lineage: Eukaryota; Fungi; Ascomycota; Eurotiomycetes; Eurotiales; Trichocomaceae. The transcript is spliced from 3 exons. The coding region runs from base 1 to 957 and encodes 318 amino acids.
AUGGCAGACUCAAGCUUUACCCCGCGCAACAUUUUAAUCUUUGGCGCAACUGGCACGAUUGGCAGCUUCAUCACAAAGUCCAUCGUCUCCGCGCGAUCUGAAUUCAAUCGCGUCGCUAUCUUUACGACGGCCCCUGCUGCGGGGAGUGCCAAGGAACAGUUUAUUCAGGAGCUCAAGACCAAGAAUGUUGGGAUCAUCGUUGGAGAUAUCGCCAGUGAAAGUGACGUAACCAAUGCAUACAAAGGAAUCGACACUGUAGUUGCUGCCCUUGGCCGUGGUGUCAUUGACUCCCAGAUUCUCCUAAUCAAACUCGCCGCGUCAUCCGACUCGGUCAAAUGGUAUUUCCCCUCGGAAUACGGGACGGAUAUCAAGUAUGGCCCGGCAUCAGCCACUGAGAAGCCACACCAACAAAAGCUCAAAGUGCGUGCCUAUCUCGAAGGAGAUGAAGAAAUCCAGAAAAGCGGACUGAAGUACACAUAUGUCGUCACUGGCCCGUUUGCUGACGGAUACCUGCGCCUGUUGGGCUCGCCUGAAGCCGGUGGAUGGGACGUCAAGACAAAGACUGCCUGGCUGCUGGAGAAGAAUAACAAAGUUAGUCUGACGACUAUGAAAGACACUGGAGAACUUGUCCUUGCCGCUUUGCGUCACCCGACUGCGUCAUUCAACAAAGCUCUCAAGGUCAACUCCUUCACGACAAGCCCGGCUCAGGUACAGGAGGAAUUCGAGCGUCAAACUGGAGGCUCAUGGACAGUACAUGAGGCAUCUCUGGCUAGGGUUCGCGAAGUCGAAGAAGAGGCAUGGGCGGCGAACCUUCCAUUUGCAACCGGAAUCACCCUUCGGCGCAUAUGGGCAGAGGGCGGCACUCUCUAUGAAAAGCGAGAUAAUGAUGUUAUCGGAGAGCCGAAGUUGCAGACGUUGGGGGAGAUUGUUUCUGAGAAUGUCAAGAGAUCUGCAUGA